AAUAAAAAGUUAAUUUAUUUAAAUUAUAAUAAAGAGAGAGAGAGAGAAAGAGCAUACAUAUAAUUGUAAUAAAAGUAUUAAGAAAAAAACAAAUUAAGAAAAACAAAAACAACAACAACAAAAAUACUCAAGUAUUUCUGAAAGGAAACAAAUUUAUGUGCCAUAACAACAAAAAUGUAAAAGAAAUUAAUUUAUAUCUAAAAAAUAAAUUCCUAAUUAAUAAAACAAAAACAUAUUUAUUAUUCAUAUAGAACAUUAAUUACUUGCAUCCUAACAAUUAGAAAAUAAUUCAAAAAAAUAAAAGCUUUAAAAAUAACUUAUAACAACAAAAACACAAAGACCUUAAAAAGAAAAUUGAAGCAGAACGAAGUUGUAAAAAAAAACAAAAUAAAUAAACAUAACACCUUCUUUAACUUCCACUGUAUUUUGUUCUAACCAACGUGUUGAAAAACAAUAACAAAUAAUAAAAAAACAACAAGGAUAAAUACGAAAAAAAAACACAACUACAAACAAGUGAGAAAAAAACCAACAGCAACAACAAGAAACAAGUGAAAAACAUACAAAUUUGACAAAGUGUAAACAUUGUAUUCAUAACAGUAUUAUUAACACGUAACCUACGUCACAUCGUCAUCAUCAACAACAACAAUUUCAUCAUCAACAACAACAACAUCUUUACUGUUUGUAAACGAACACACAACAGAGAAGAGAAAAAAAAACGAGAGUAUUUUUACCACCAGCCAUCAUCAUCAGCAUUAUUAUCAUCAUUGAGCAACAACAACAAGGGCUACCAUAAAAAAACAAGAACAAAAAGAACAACAACAACUACAACAGCAAUAAACACCAGAAAUAACUUUACAACCUCAAAUAGCAACACAUUACAACGUUACAGCCGAAGGAAGACCCCCCACUCUAAUUCUUGUGAACAACAUUUAUACUCAAUCCCCUACUUGACUUGAAGUUUUUAUAAUAUUUUUUUGUUGUCUUCUUCUUCUUUUGUCUUUUUUUAUACGUUCAACGCAUUUUUUGCUUGCUGCCUGUGUGUACAACACAUUUGUAUGCAACACAUUAAGUUGCCCCCUCAUUGUUGUGUAUUUGAUUUCAUUGCUGUUGUUUGUGUUACUCCAUAAUUCUCUUUUUGAUUCCCUCCUUUUCUUCAUCCAGUACUAACUACUCUACUGCUGGUUCUUCUCGUUUACAAGUUGUAAGAAUAACAGCAACAACAACAACUGUUUGUGUGAAUGUUUGAAAAAAAGACAUCAACACUCUGAGUGUGCUUGUGUGUUCACGAGGAAACUGACUCAACUGGCUGACAGCUUGGCUGCUACAAAAAACAAAAAAAAAGGCAAAAUAAAAACAAAACCAACAACAAGUCAGAAAUCAUCAUCAUAUAGACAAACUGAAAGACACACACACAGCAGACAGACAGACUCAACCAAACAAAUCCAAACAUUGGAUAGGAGGACAAAAAAAAACGAAGAGAAAAAAAAUUACAACAACAAGGAUAACAAUUGCAAAACAAAUAAGAACACAAGCAAAAAAAGAGCCAAAACAGAAGCAAAAAAUCAAAACAAACUACACGCGGUUUGAUUGUUUUUUUAUAUUUGUGGGCCACAAUCAAACAAUAACAAACCACCACCUGUAACCAUUAUUACAAGGACAACAACCUUAGCCAACACAUAAUUGAUCAACAUGUCCUGCAUAUCCUCAAAUUUUAGUUCCUUCUUCCUUAACUCUCUUAAUGAUCCCUCAGAAUUUUCGAAAUAUUUAAGCAAUGGAGAACUAAGAUUCUCCUCAACCUUCGAAGAUUUCCAGGUCUAUGGACAAACUAAUGUAUCACAACAGCAGCAACAACACUAUCAGCAACAGCAUCUCAAUGGUGGAGCAGGAGUGCUGUGUAAUGCCAAUGGUGAAAUUAUCAGUAGCAAUGGCGACGAAGGAAAUUCAAAUAUUGAAAAUACUCAACCCGUAAUAACAUCAGUACAACAUUAUGGCAGCUAUCAAGGACAUCAUCAACAACAACAACCGCCACAUAUGCAACAGCAACAUCUUCAACAGCAGCAAACUAGAUGGGCUUUGCCCGGCAAUCAACAAAAUCCUGCAGCAGCGGCCUCUGCUGCAACAACAGGUUCUCAACAUUUUGAUGGUUCUUUUGAGUUUAUGAAAUAUUUACGCCACUCAAAUGACUACAGUGACAAUUCACAUGAUGCCAGCAGCCAACAGAAUCAAUCACAAUCUUCCCAUGCCAUAGCGGUGGGUACAAAACCAGAUGCUUCCUUAAAUAAUGGUCUUAUGGAUUUAGAUAACGCACAUAAACGUGCAGCAGCACGUAAAACUCCGCUUAUGUCUUCCGUCAACAGUAAUCAUCAUAAUUCAGCGGCCAGCAAUAGUUCCCAUCCCACGCCCAUGGAUAUUUACGAUCACGAUUCCAAGCACAAUAUCUACGAUUUACAUCAUAUGAAUUCGAUGCAUAGCUCCAAUUCAAAUGAAUCUUCCAUGGAACUGUCGUCCAUGAACUAUCCCAAUUCUCACCUAAACGCCUCCAACUCGAAUACAUCAUCAGAGGGUGGUAACACCCAGAAUCACAGUGAUUUCUCCAUGUUAAGUGGUGUGGCCAAUUCACAGAAUUCGUCAACAGCUAAUGCUGCUUCAACAGCUGCUGCAGCAGCGGCGGCGGCGGCUGCCUCCCCAGCUGCACCCAAGCCAUUAGCUACAUUUACCAUCAAGGAUAACUUUGAAGCUCAUCCAUCGCACAAGGUGGAGGAAGGCAUUUUCCAGCAUAUGAACAAACUGCCGCCCAAAAAGAAAGAGAAUCUCAAACAAUUGGGUGUACGUUUUACCGGUCAAAUGACACUCAAUGAUAAAUCGAUAAUUGUGGAAAACUUUAUUAAAUUCUGUCAUGAAUAUGAAAUUAAAGACCAUCGACCGUUUCUAUCACUCAAUCAAAGUGGCCUAAAUAAACCUGAUCAAAUUAAAUUUGCACGUUAUCUUGGACAAGGUUUACCAACAUUUACUCUAUUUUGCAUUUAUAGUAAUUUUAAAAAUUUAUUUUGCACUAAACGUACCGAAAUAUACACAAAGGAUGGCUAUAAUUUGCCUUAUAUCUUAGAUAAAAUAAAGCGCUUCCUAGCAAAUACAACAGCGGGUAAUAAUAACAAUAAUGCCUCAAACUCAUCCUCCACAACAACUAAGGAUAGUUCCAGUAAUAUAAAUUCCACAAAUCCAAAUUCUACCACCUCAACCAACAACCCCAACAACACAUCAGCAGCUAAUGUGAAUGCUAAUAAUACAAAUAAUAACGUAAAUAGUAAUAAUGCUGCAAACGCAGUGCCAGUGGCCAUGCAGAAUGGCAAUAGCAAUGGCAGCAACAGUAGUGGCAGUGUUGGUGGCGCUGGCAAUGACAAUGGCAACAAUAAAGGCAGUAGCAGCAACAUUAUUAGUAAUGAUAUUAUAAUAAAUACACCAACUAAACAAAUUCAUAAUGUGCCAUCACCAGCUACACCAAGAACACCACAAAUACAACAACACCAGCAGCAGCAAACGCCACAAAUACCAAUACAAACACAAAAUACCCCUUUACCAGCACAUCCACCAACAACACAUGCCCCCCAUCACCCACUAAUGGCAGCAAAUCGUCCAGCUACACCCCAAACACAUUUACUACAACAACAACAGCAGCAGCAGCAACAUCUUCACAAUCAUCAACAGCUACUGCAGCAUCCACAUCAUCAGCAGCAACAACAACAACAUCAUCUUGUACAAAUGCCCAUGAGUCCUAUGGUUGUUGUAACCACUGCCGCACCUACCAGCAUGAUGGUGGCUUCACCUUUGCCCCCCACGACAGCAACAGUAACACAAUCUUCUACAACUAAUCACAACAAUCAACAUCCCCAUCAUAUGCAGCCAAAUAAUCAUUUACCCCUACAUCAACAUCCGCAUACGCACCAUCAUCAUCAUGUUGUCCAUACAGUUACCACCGCCCAGCCUUCCCCAAUACAACAACAACAUCAUCAUACUGCUACAGCUGCUGUUGUCUACCAACAACAACAACAUCAUCACCACCACCAGCAGCAGCAACAUCCUCAUCAUCAACAACAGCAACAACUACAAAAUCACCAUCCGCUACACAAUUUAGCUGCUCAAAAUCCUCCCCUCUAAAAUAUUUUUAUUCAAAAUAAUUUUCAUUUUGUCUCAUUUUUAUUAUUUUUAUUUUUUAAUUGUAUUUUUGAGCGCCUUGUUCUAAAUUGUUCUCUGUUUCUGCUGCUUGUAUUAGAGCUGAUUUUUUUUCAUUUAAUUUUCUGUAUUUUAUUUAGAUUUUAACAAAUUUGUUUGCAUUUUACUCAAAAUUUUAUUUUGUACAUUUGAAUGUAUUCAUUGUAUGUGUGUGCGAGUGUGUAUGCGUUGUUUUUAAUUUAAUAAUUCACUACAUUUUCAAUUUCAAAUCGGCUGGUAUUGCAACAAGAAUUGUUUAUUUAAAAAGGAAUUAUAUAUGUUGUAUUGUAUUUUGUAUUUCGCAAAACAAAUGAUGACAGAAAUUACCCUCUUUCUGCCAUCAUGGAAACGUUUUUGUUCAUUUUUGGCUUAUUUAAUACAUAAUAUUAAAAGGGGGAAUUUUUUUAUUUACAUUAUGGAAAAGUAUUACAAAAUUUGUAAAUUAUUUUGUUUAGUUUUUAUUAAACAAUAAUUUCAAAUAAAUUUUUUUUGUUAGAAAGAUGUCUUCUUUAGAAAGUUUCUUAUUAGGAAAAUGUAUUCUUUAGACAGUAUUCUAUUACAAAAGUGUGUUCUGGUAGACAGUUUUCUUUGGAAAAGUGUUGGCAUUGAAAUGAAUUAAGUUUGAAAAUAUAUUAGUUCCUUAUUUCUCCAGAAUUUUACUUUCUAUUAGUUUCUCAAAGAUGUUAACUUUUAAAUGAAACUCAUCUUGUUUUGUGUUCGGAUUACAGUAGCAAUUAUUUAUAAAAUUAGAGUUUUACAUUUUGAAAAUGUUGCCCUUUCCAAUCUUAAAAUAGAUCGUAUUUAAAGUGUUAGUUCACUGCACGCUAGCAUUGAAGUAGAGUCAAAAGAACUACAUUUUGACAGAAGGCUAACGUAUACAUCUCUAAAGGAUUGAGAAUUUGUCCCUAUUUGUCCAUCAUCUCAGGUGUUCAAUUUUGUUUGUCUAAAAAAGCCAUUCCCCAUAUCGACACAUCAUAACAGCGUAAAGACAUCAAUAUUUGUAAAAAUUGUAUUCGCCCCUAUCUGCAAUAAAAGUGAAAUUUUUGUUUCUCUGACCUGCUCCACACUAGGAAUCUUUUGUUGAGAAACUUUUUUAAUACUCUUUUGAGGUUUCCUUUAUAUCCACACAUAGAAACUUUUGUUUCAGAAACUACGUGUAAAUUGCAUUGAUUUGUUGUUGUACGAAUGAGAAGAAUAACAAAACAAAUUUCCGAGAACGGGAAACUCCGUACCGCGAGAGAAUUGAAUGAUAUUCAUUCUCUUUCUUUCUCACGGAAAAUUAAAAGUUUCCCAAGAAAAGUUUCCUAGUGUGAACCAGGUCUAACUAAACAAGUUUCUGAGUACGAGAAACUCCGUACCGCGAGAGUGAUGAAUUUCCUAGUGCUAUCAUGAACUUUUCUCAAACAUUUCAUUCACAAUAGUUGAUUUUGUUCGGCACAGCUGUUCAUAUCUUAAGCUUGUAAGACCUGGGAAACUUUUGAUUUAUGUGUGCGUGAGAAAGAGAAUGAAAUAUAUAAAGUUUCUCAACAAAAGUUUCCCAAUGUUAACCAAGUCUAACUGUGUUUCAAAAGUACGAACAUUAUUAAUGAAUAAAACAUUAAUUAUUUAUAAAGUUUUCAAGUUAUGAAUUGAAAAAGAAAACAGUACCUAUGUACAUAUGUUAUUUUAUUUUUGCAUCUGGCUACGAACCAUAUGAUAUCUCAAAAAAUUAUGUUCAAAACAGGCUCGUGUGUCAGUUUCAGCACAGUUCAAUCGUUUAGAAAAUUAUCGAAAACUUUUGAAAAUGGUGUUUAUAAUUUACAGUUAACUAUUGUGAAUGAACAAUUAUUGAAUUUUGACCAUUAUUCCCGAUAGGAGUGAAUGAAAUGUAAUGUGUAUAGAGCAAUACAUUUAGUACAAACUGAACGCAAUUUAAUCGUUUAGAUUGUAUACAAAAGUUUAAAAUGUAUUAUUUAUAAUUCACAUUUAACUAUUGUGAAUGAACAGUCACCUUUAUUUCCUAUAGGAAUUAUUAAAAUGUAAUGUAUAUUUUUUUAAAGAUUUCACAUCAGUUCGAAACAUAUUCAAUUUUUGAGAAUCUUGGGUCAUUAAAAAACGACUUGUCUCUAUUUAAAAUAAGAAUUUUGAAAAAAAUAAAACUUUGUUGGGAACAUGGCUUUUGAAAACAGUAUUGAAAUAAAACAGACUUGAGUACAUGAAGUGACAUCGUUUUCCUUACCAACGCAAUGUAAAUAAAAUUGUUUACAUAUUAAAGUUGCAACAUUUGUAUGUACAUACGUAUAUUGUAUGUAUUUAGUUUAGAAUUUCAGAUGUUACAUUAAAUAAAUUUUAACAAAAACUUACAAAAACAUAGAAUUGUGCAUGAUCUACGUGAUUUUUUAAAUUAUUUUUCAUAAUGAUUAAAAUAUAACCGAAAUAUUAUGUAACUAAAAUAAAACAUUCAGGCAUGUCACAGAUUUGAAAUUAAUUAAGAAAAAAGAAACAUAAUAGAACUGAAAUUAAAUAACAAAUUCAAAAUAUUUUGAAUACAACAUUGAUAUAAAAAUAAUUUUAUAUAUCGUUUUUAAACUAUGGCCUGCCUUAUUUUUUAAUUUAAAAAAUUUUUUAUAAAUAAAAAAUUAACAUCAAAUUUUCAUAAAUUUUUAUAUUCUAUUUUUGUUGCUCAUUGAACGAUUUGUUAAUUGACUAUUAAACUGAAAAUAAUAGUCUCCUUGUAUUAGCCCAGUUGCACACACAUUUCACACACUCAUUAACUACAGACUAAAUACUCUACUCUAAAUACUAAAUAAGAUGAAGAUUUAUGACUUUAUACUAUUUUUAAAUUUAAAUAAAAAAAGUUUACUGUAUGUAUUUAUAUAUGUUACUAAAUUAAUGUUUUUUGUUUAUAAGUUUAUUUUAUUUUUAAUAUUAUUUAAAAGAAAUUAUAUUAAUAUUAUUAUGAUUAGAAAUUUUUAAUUAUUAUUAUUUUAUUUAAUAUAUAUAAUUUUACCAGUACAUAACCAUACAUAAUACUACUACUAUACUAUAGUCCUUCUUUAAAAUAAAAAUUAAUUUAAUUAUUUUUAUAUAAAAAAACAAACAAACAAAA
Lucilia cuprina (Australian sheep blowfly) is the source of this 7297-nucleotide messenger RNA. RefSeq names its product myb-like protein I. NCBI's taxonomy places the organism in Eukaryota, Metazoa, Arthropoda, Insecta, Diptera, Calliphoridae. The transcript is spliced from 4 exons. The record is from RefSeq and is a predicted model, not a curated record. Bases 1690 to 4155 code for a protein of 821 amino acids.